CACCAGGUGGCGAUGACACACAGCUUUGCGGACUGCCCAAACAUAAAAGAAGACCGUGCUUCCGUGGUACCCAGCUUUUGUUUUUGUUUUGUUUUUUUAUAUCGUUUGUCAUUGCUCCGGUAAGCUAUGUCGGACCUUCUGCCGGGCUUGCGCAUGUGUAUUUAAACAUAGUGCAGUAGUAAACAGAUGGCCUUCGCUCUGCCGGUGUGGCUUGCGGUCCAGGAAGAACUCCUCAGACAUGGCGAGGCGGACUGUGGGACUCCGAGCUGUUUCGACGAUUUCGACGACGAUGCUUUGUUCCAGAUGUUCCACCUCACCCGACCCUGCAUCGCGUUCGUCACAGACGCUGUCCGCAUCCGCACGAGGGCGGUGGCCUCGGACAAGCCUGCGCUGUCCGUGGACGCGAUGGUCAUGGUGGCGCUGAACUAUUACGCGCAUGGCGUCUGCUCGGCCGCCGUCCUGCACAGACUCGGCCUGAGCCAGACCGACUCGGCCGCGCUCAUUAUCGGCACGGUCUCCGACGUCAUCGCGGGGACGUCCGAUCAGUUCGUCUCAUUCCCACUGACCCGGGACGCCAAAGCCAACGUCGCCCUCAAGACAGAGAGCUUGUGUGGGAUCCCCAACGUGCUGGGCGUCCUGGCCCCGGCCCACUUCAAGAUCCGAGCUUCUCCGUAUGAGAAGAGCACGUUCAGGUCUUUUGUCAACACCUUGGGUUACACGUCGGUCGUCAGCCAGCUCAUAUGCGACUCCGACGGCAACAUACUGAGUGUGGAGAAAUGUUGCGUGGGCAGCACGUUUGAGCAGGAAAUGUGGGACUCGUCGUUCAGAGGGAGGGAGAUGGAGAAGGAGCUGCACGGACCGUAUUGGGUUAUUGGUGGGAAAGGCUAUCACUUAAGCAAACAUGUCUUGACUCCUGUGUCGGCACCGGCAAACGACAAUGAGACCCGCUUCAAUGAGGCCCACGCCAAGAUCCACAACGUCAUGCGGGCAACACUUGGCUCCAUGAAGAGGCGUUUCAGGUGUCUGAUGCAGCUUGGUUUUGCACAAGAAGCCUCCUUGAACAAAAAGUCUCACAUUAUCAAGGCAUGCAGUGUCCUGCACAACAUCGCUAAGAAGUUCUCCGUCCCCCCCCCACCUGUAGCUGGUAAAAUUGAGCCCCUGCAUCCGGGCAGGAAGCAUUCAGUGCCAGUAGAGAUCAACCCUGAGGCCCUGAAGGCCAGACAGAAACUCAUCGAUGGUAACUUCUCUCUCGUCUCCAGUAGCCAGGACCCCUCGGGUAACAACAUCACAGAGGAGAGUGUGUGAGCAGAGGGGUUGUGUUGUCCUCCCUAGGAAGC
Molecule: messenger RNA, 1337 nt
Organism: Xiphias gladius (swordfish)
Lineage: Eukaryota; Metazoa; Chordata; Actinopteri; Istiophoriformes; Xiphiidae
Product: putative nuclease HARBI1
Exons: 2
Coding region: 187-1305 (372 amino acids)
Source: RefSeq, a predicted model, not a curated record